CCAGUGAGGUUUCCAACUUUACCUUUUCCGUCAUUCUGGUUGUCUCGCCUCUGAUUCUGAGUGUCUCUGCUUCUAGUUUCUGAUGAGAUUUAAAAGGCAGAAGCGCCAUCGCAAGACUGUGAAGUUCUACACAACAUGCUUUGGUUUCCGAGAGCCCUUUAAGGUGCUGUGCGAUGGAACUUUUUUGCACCAUCUCGUUGCCAAUCAUAUUCGCAUUACGCCCCCUAAUGAUGCAGUCUCUAGUCUCCUCGGUGCCAAAACAAAGCUCUUCACUACCAGAUGUGUUCUCACGGAGCUAAAAAGCCUCGGUGAUUCCCAUUCAGAGUCUCUUAAGUUAGCCCAUAACCUCACAACUGCGAGAUGUGAUCAUGAGAGGAGGAAAAGUGCUGUGGCUUGCAUCAUGGAAAUUAUUGGAGAAAAGAAUCCUGAGCACUUCUUUGUUGCAACCAUGGAUGCUGAACUGCGGAAGAAGCUUCAGGAGGUACCUGGUGUUCCUGUGAUGUUUGGUUUGCGUAAGGCACUACUUCUUGAGCAACCAUCUGCAUUUCAGCGCCAGUUUGUUGCAUCUUCUGAAGAGGGUCGCUUGCAUAUGACAGAGUUGGAAUAUGAUAUGUUAAAGAGGAGGACAAAGAACAGGCAGGUAUCUCAAGAAUCAAUGGAUUCUUCUGAUGCAGAUGAAGGUCUAGGAGAUCCAAUGUCUGAGAUAGAUGCUGUAAGAAAGACAAAUACUACAAGAAAGAGGAUGGGUGAAAAGGAUAAAGUUCAAUUUAAGAGGAAGAGGGCCAAGGGUCCAAACCCACUUUCAUGUUUAAAGAAAAAGACACAUGGGAAGCCACAACCAAAUGUAGUUCCAAUGAAGGUGAGUUUUCUUUGCAGUACUAGUAUCAUUCCUAAAUGCUGUUGCAUUUCUUCUGUGUUUUUCCCUUUGUCCCUUAAUUUUUUUUAUUUAAAGUGGCAGUCUGUGUAAUUGUAGUGGUAUUGGAUGUUGUUGUUUCAAAUGUUAUCUAAUGCGCAGCAGGUGCCAUGUUCAUGCAUUCAUUUAUCACAUUGCAGACUUGUUAAAUUGACUCCAAAAUCUGCAGACGGUUCUCUUAAAAACUGUAUUAGAGCCUGGUUCUGAGACCUAAUUCUAAGUGCCACAGCCCCCUCCAAACGAAGCCCUAAAUCCCACAAUCCUCUGCAUUUGUACGUGCAGAGAGUGUGAGCACCACUGCAAGCUUGAAACCAAUCGGCAGCCACCAGAAAACAUACCUGUCACCAGAAAAUUCCUAGGAGAUGCUGCUUGUUCAGAAACACAAAAAUCCUAUAAGAUUUUGAAAAAUCUACACCAUAGCAACCUAGACAUUGAUGAUUUUUCAAAAAAACCUAAGAUCCCAUUGCCAGAGCUCACCCUUGCUCCCUCAUGCUGCAGUUGAAGGCUGACUGCUCUGACUCCAUUCAUUGGCGCAUGCGGUUUUGAACAACCAUGUUUUUGGUCUGAUCUGAUCUCACUUGUUUCAAAUCCGUUUAUAAACCAUGUUAUCAAGUUUUGGAUCAUGGAUUUUAGUCCAAACAUCUAACCUUUUGGUUGUUCUCAUGUGACACUCUGAAUGACUGUUUGGUAUUAUUGGAGGCUGUUUGUUAGUGGUAACUAGUUCAUUGGGGGCUGAUGCAGUGUUAUUUCAUCAUGUUUGUUUGUGAUUUGUUCUGGUUGUGUGCACUGUGAAGGUCUUUAUGGUUUGCCUGAAGGCUCUUCUUAUUGCCAAAGGGUAUACUUAGUGUGUGGUUUGGACUAUCAUGACACAUUCUCCCCAGUCGCCAUACUUACAUUAGUCUGGCUUUUUAUUUUCUUAGCCACCACUUGCAUUUGUUAGAUGUGAAGAAUGUCUGUCUAUGUGAUGCUGUUCAAGAGGAGGUCUACGUGGAGCAACCACAUGGGUUUGUUGCUUAGGGACCAGCGUGUGUGUGUUGUCUUAAGAAAUCCUUAUUUAGUCUUAAGCAAUCUCCCAGAGCAUUGUUUGGCAGGUUCAGUGUAAUAGUACUUGAGUUUGGCCUUCAAUGAUGUGGGUAGAUAACUUGGUAUUGUAUUGGCAUACUGUUGAUGGUAGGAUUUUUCUGGUUGCAUACGUGGAUGUUGUGAUUACUAGUGAUGGUGGUGAGACUAGGCUAUUGGGAUCCAAAUGUGUUCAUACACCUUCAGAUCCUAACAACAAAUUUCUGCCAGAUGUGGGUUGAUUUUUUGGCUGAUCAUCGGACUUUUUGGAGAGUUUAAACUAUCUAACAAUCAUUUACAUCCUUUGCAGCAAGUGUUGUGAGAUUCUUCUUGAACAAGUUAGUAGGAUGCUUGUUGUUUUUGGCCGUAUCCUGAAGGUGCUCAUGGGGGACAUGUGUUGUAUCAGGAUUGGGUUCAUUCUCAUGAUUAGGGAUGUAUAAACAUAGGUUGGGCUGGGUCACCUUUGACAAAAAAAAAAAUCCACAAUUGGGUACUGGGUGUUUAUUGGUGGUAACCUAGCAUCCUAGAAGAGUAAGAAACAAAUUAUGGUGGCCUUGAGUGUUGAGCAUAGGGCCAUGUCUCACACUAGAUAUUAACUCGUCUAGCUAAAGAACAUGGUGGAAGAGGUGAACAACUCCAAACGUCCUUCUCCCUUAUCUGCUGGUUUGAAUCCUAGUUUCUCGAUUAACCUUGAUCUAAAAAAUUGAAUCAAAUUGUAGACUCAACACCUUAACGUGUUUGAACCCUAUAUCCAUCAGCAAGACUUGUCGUCUCCUCAUACAACCCCUGCAAUGCAUAUGACAAGUCAUCCUUGGCUAUAGGGUUCAAGCAGUUUUAUCAGUGAUAGAGAGUGAUCGUGCAAUUCUUAUCUUAGUUGAUUGAUUAUCUAGCUAGUUGAUUGACCUUCUACGAAGACUGACUAAUUGACAUAGAAAAAUUUUCUUUGACAUUAUUUCUUCUCUGAGACCUAUGUUUGACCAUAUGGGGAAUCUUUUUCCUAGAAAUUGAUCUUAGUACAGUCUAGUAAUAACACUAUUGCAAGUCAACUCAAAAUCCGCCAGGUGUUGAUAAGGGCACUCAGAUUCUGUCUUGUGGAACUGAGGUAUCAGUGACCUCCUCCCAUGCUUAAUCGGGAAAUUAAGUGCAUCAUUAGGUAAAACAAUGUAAGACGGUGCAGUGACUUGCGUCCCGUGCUUAAUCGGGAAAUUAAGUGCAUCAUUAGGUAAAACAGUGUAAGACGGUGCAGUGACUCGGGUGGCGUGCAAAAAAUCCAUGAGCGUGCGUGGUGCAGGUGUAGUCAUAUAUAUUUUUAUUUUCAAAACUUUUUUUUUUUCAUGAAGAAAAGCAAAAUAAAAGAGAAAAACACUAGUUUGAAACUAAAUCUGGCAUUCCCCGACAACGACGCCAAAAACUUGACUCUCUAAAAAUGAGCAGCGCAAAGGUUAUCCCAAGUAUAGGAGUUCAGUCGUGUAAUAAUUAGCCCAAUGGCCAGAUCGUCUCCUCAGGGAAUGCAGUUAAAUUCCAAACUUCGUGUAAUCCCAAAAGAAAACAAAAAAACACAGUUUACUGAACACAGUUCAGAUUCAGGUUCUUGGAUUUUUGAGAUUUUUGCAAUGAAAUUUAAACCAUAACUAAAAAUUAAACAUGCAUAAAAUAACUAAAUGAACACCAGAUUUAAUACUAGACUAAUGAAGCAAACAACUCUGCAAUCAUUCAACCAACUAAAGACCGAUUAUACUAAGCAAUUAAUGAAGUCCAAUAAAUAAAAAUACCAGUUUUAUUACGGAAAUUAGGAAAAAUUAAACUCUUAACAAAUUUUCUAAAUAAAAUUACUAACUUUAUUAAUAAAACACCCAAAGAGAUUAUUUGAAUCCUAAAACAACUUUUAAAUAAGAAAAGGAGGACAAAUUAAAGUGAACAAUCUCCCAACAGAAUUUAAAAGCAUCAAUUAAUUAAAACAAGAAGUGAAAAACAUAAAUAAAGAAAUCUAGUGCUACUAAAUAAAUUAAACCUUGGCAAUACUUUAAAAAGACAAAUAAAAAUAAAAACAACUAAGAGAUAAGAUGAGAAAAAUAAGAGAAAGAUGAGAGAAGACGACUGAGAGCUGAGAGAUGACAAGCAAUCUGUGAGAGAUGCCGGAGAAGAACCAGCCGAAGAUGAAGAGAGAUGAGCAAAGAUGCGGCCGGAAAACAAAGAACUGACGGUGGAACACCGGAGAAGAUGCCGCUGCUCUCCUUCUCCCUAACAGGUCUAUUGCUCCUGCUCACGGAUCCGCUGUGACGCCCCUCUCCAGCCGAAGACCCCCAUUUACAAUAAAACCCUACUCCCCUAUUAAAAAGCAAACCUACCCUCUUAUUCACCAAAAAGCCCCCAGCGCAUGGAUCUCUAUUGUUCACGUGGUCAAAUAACCACGAUUGAAUCCCUAGCUCACGGGCUUCAAUCUCUUCCAGCGCAUUUUGUUCACGCAUGGGCUGCCAGUAUUACAUGGUCUCAGCCCACUCAUGCAUGCUCCAAAGGACUCCACCCACUCAUGCAUGCUCCAAAGGACUCUCUUCAUGGACGUUGAUCACAGACUCUUUUCUAUUUUGCAUGGCCCGGACCCCUGGCUUCUUGCAUGUGCAUGCGAUCCACGUGCAUGUCUCAGCGCAUGGUUGGCAGCCCCCUUUGAUGCUCCACUCACGACCUAGCUCACACGACUUGAAGCUACCGAUUCCUCGCACACUCACGUGCGCCAAUUCUGGAAAUUAUCAGAUUGUGUGAAGUCUAGCUAUUAUGCAUUUGUGGCACGACCUCUAGCUUGAUGUACACGACCUCAUGCAUGACAUCCGAUUCACGUACACCUCACGUACAUUUUUAAUUUCAGCCUUAAUGUCCAAAUAUUAUCCUACGAUAAUAAAUCACGAAUGUCCAGAAAUUUUUCGUAAAAAAUAUGAUAAUUAUCUAAAAAUUAUCAAAUUGGCUCACUGAUUAAAAUAUUGGACAUAAUCGGGCAUUUAAUUAAUAUUAUAAUUUUAAAUGCCUAAUUACGUAACUUUGACGCGUAAUCACACUCCCCCAACUAACGUUUUGCUAGUUUCUAGCAAAUAACGUGAAUGCAAUCCAUGGCAAUACCACAAACACCAAUUUCAAUGAAUAUUAAAUGAAUGCACAUGCAACACAAAUAUACUAUUUCACAUACAAGAAUAUCACCAGAUUACUCACAAACUCAUUCAUACACAAUUCAUGCAACUUCGAAGUAAGUCACUUAUGCAAAUUUCAUCAUUUUAUAGCCAUUAAGAAUAGUAUACUCACAUAAAAUUAACCAGUAAUUACAAUUCAGAGUUAAUGUAGCCAUAUAAAUUUGAGUAUAAAUAGGCAAAAUUUCGAGGCAUGUGUAAUGUGUAUGACUUGUUACAUCCAGGAUACCAAUGGACAACUAUAGAACGGUUGUUUUGACUUUGCGUAACUGGUAUAUCCUAAAAAACGCUAAAAAAGGAUGGGUUUACUCGUCAUAUGUGAGGAGGAGUGUCAUGAUUAAACAUCAGCAACUGGCUUUUGACAAUAAGAGAGUAAGAUUUCGAAAUAAACUAGAACAAGCAAAAUACGAGCGGAAUGGGGUAGAGGAAAUUCGGCUAAACUAGGGUAUGUGAACCGAAUUUGGAAAAUACAAGAACAUAGAAUAAAUUGUUUCUAACUUUGCCCUGUAGCAAUCAUGUCUCGCAACAGUGCUAAGAGCGUUGCCAAAGAUGCUACGGAACUGGUUGAUCCGAAAGUGUUUAUGGAGGCCAUGAUGAGUGAGAUGAGGUUGGAACUGGAGCAGGUUCACGAACGGAUAGAUCAAGUGGAGAAUACACGUGAGAAGCAGCCACAAAAUGCCCCUAAUGUGCGUAGAAGGGAAAGAGUUCAACCGAGGGGAGUGAGGGUUGAAGAUGAAGAGCCUUACGGGGUUGGUUUUGAUGAAGAAGAUGAUCGAGAUUCUAUUUUUAGUAAUAGGAGACAUGGAGGGCGGUUUAGAGAAGCUAGGAACUGAGAAGAUAACAACUUGGGUAGUAUUAAGAUGAAGAUUCUGUCAUUUCAAGGUAGAUCCGACCCUGAAGCAUACCUUGAGUGGGAGAAGAAGAUGGAAUUCGUAUUUGACUGCCACAACUAUUCUGAAACAAAGAAGGUAAAAUUAGCUGUGAUUGAAAUUUCUGACUAUGCUAUUACUUGGUGGGAUUUGUUUGUUAUAAACAGGAGGCAGAAUAGAGAAUGACCAAUAGAAACAUGGGAGGAGAUGAAAAUAGUGAUGAGAAAGCGGUUCGUUCCAAGUUACUACUACCGAGAGUUGAACAAAAAGCUACAAGGUCUUAGGCAGGGAAGCUGGAGCAUAGAGGAUUACUACAAGGAGAUGGAGAUUGCUAUGAUCCAGGCUAAUGUAGAGGAAGACCGAGAAGCUACAAUGGCUAGGUUUUUAUUUGGAUUUAACCGGGAAAUCCAAGAUAAGGUAGACAUGCAGCAUUAUGUGGAGUUGGAAGAUAUGGUGCACAUGGCCAUCAAAGUGGAGCAACAACUUAAGAAGGGGGGUGUGUCUCGUGCAGCCCAUAACUCCAGUUCUACCUCUUGGAAACCGAGUUAUACCAAGCAGAUGGACAAGUCACAAACAUCCAUAGCUGAGCCCAAGUCCGCGAACACCUGCCACAUUCCUUAAGGUAAUCUACCUCUAGGAAUCGUGACAUUAAAUGUUUUAAAUGUCAAGGCAGGGGACACAUAGCAAGUCAAUGUCCAAACAAGCAGGUUAUGGUGUUGCAAGACAAUGGUGAAAUUUUGACCGACAAUGAAGAUUCCGACGAUGACGACAUGCCACCAUUGGAGGAAGUUUCCGAGGAGGAAUAUUUAGCCCCUGAUGCAUUGACAUUGGUGGCAAGGAGAGCAUUGAGCUUGCAAACAAAAGGAGUUGAUGAAGUGCAGUAGGAGAACAUCUUUCACACUAGGUGCUACGUCAAAGACAAGGUAUAUAGUGUGAUUAUUGACGGUGGUAGUUGUACUAAUGUUGCAAGCACAAUUAUGGUGGGAAUAUUGGGACUACCCAUGUUGAAGCACUCUAGACCGUACAAGUUGCAAUGGUUAAAUGACAGUGGUGAGAUAAGGGUGAACAAGCUGUUAGUCGAAUUUCGAAUCGGUAAAUACGAAGAUGAAGUGUUGUGUGAUGUAGUACUGAUGCAAGCUGGACACUUAUUGCUAGGGUGUCCAUGGCAGUUUGAUAGGCGUGUGAAGCAUGAUGGCUUAAAGAACAAAUACUCUUUUGUACUUAAUCAACGAUCAAUCACUCUUGUAGCAUUGAGUCCGCAGCAAGUAUAUGAGGAUCAAGUGAGAUUGCAAAAAGAGAGUGAACAAAAGAAAAGGAGUGAAAAUCAGAGAGAGGCUGAGAAAAAUGAGAGAGAGAAAGAAAAUCAAAAUUCGGCCAUUAAGAGAAAA
Messenger RNA from Malania oleifera, 7405 nucleotides. RefSeq lists its product as uncharacterized. NCBI's taxonomy places the organism in Eukaryota, Viridiplantae, Streptophyta, Magnoliopsida, Santalales, Ximeniaceae. The record is from RefSeq and is a predicted model, not a curated record. Bases 83 to 967 code for a protein of 294 amino acids. Gene Ontology annotation, molecular function: small ribosomal subunit rRNA binding. The transcript is spliced from 6 exons. Gene Ontology annotation, cellular component: nucleolus; small-subunit processome.